AUGGAAAGGUUGCUAGAAAAUUCAGCCAGUCCACAAAUCUUUGGUGGUAAUGCUCCACAGUUGGCUGCAGAUCCUCAUGCUUAUGGUGAAAAAGCAGGUGAAGGGACACGGUGGAACCCAACGCAAGAGCAGAUAGGGAUACUAGAGAUGUCGUAUAGGGGAGGAAUGAGAGCUCCUAGUGCGCAACAAAUAGAAGAUAUCACUGCACAAUUAAGCAGAUACGGCAAGAUUGAAGUGAAGAAUGUUUUUUAUUGGUUCCAAAACCAUAGAGCCCGUGAUCGGAGGCAAAAAGAGAAGAGAAGAAACAGCCUUGGUUUAAGCCAUAUGUAG
Messenger RNA from Dovyalis caffra, 330 nucleotides. The record is from the annotation of a GenBank genome assembly. NCBI's taxonomy places the organism in Eukaryota, Viridiplantae, Streptophyta, Magnoliopsida, Malpighiales, Salicaceae.